CAUGACCUCGCACGUCCACUCCCUGCUCCAAAUCGAUAUUCCUGCUUAUUGGAAAUGUCACCAAAGAACAUCGUCAUCCUCGGAGGCUCCUACGGCGGUCUAUCAACAACCCACUAUCUCCUAAAACUUGUCCUCCCAGCACUCCCUCCUCAAGAUGCAUAUCAAAUUAUCGUGAUCAGUGCUUCCUCGCAGGCCAUGUGCCGACAAGCCUGUCCUCGAGCAAUGAUCUCCGACGACAUGUUCCCGCAAGACAAGCUCUUCGUCAAUAUACCUGACCAAUUUGCACAAUAUCCGAAAGAUCAGUUUCGCUUUGUCCAUGGAACUGCCACACGAGUCGACCAUAUCAACCGGACGGUUCUCAUUGCCUCAAGUGCAGCGAAGGAGAUGACGUUGAUUGAUUUUCACUCUCUGGUCAUCGCCACUGGCGCUUCAAGCCCUUCUCCCCUCCUUGGUCUGAACCAGGAUGAAGCAUUUCUUCACAAGCAGUGGGACUUAUUUCGCAGCGCGCUCCCAGCCGCCAAACGCAUUGUGAUCGCGGGUGGAGGGCCAGCUGGGAUAGAGACAGCCGGUGAACUGGGGGAAUACCUCAACGGUCGGGCAGGAUGGUUCAGUUCCAAAGCAGCAAAGCCCAAAGUGUCAAUCACCGUCGUGACAAGCGGAUCACAGAUCCUUCCUGCUCUCCGACCAGCCCUAGCAACAAAAGCCGAGAAAUACCUCGCCGAUGUCGGUGUGACCGUCCUAAAAAACACACGAGUAAAAGCCAUAUCGCCCCCAGACGUAGGAACACAGAACGUCGCAUCCAAAGCAACAAUCACUCUCGACAAUGGCAAGCUCCUAGAAGCAGAUAUAUACAUCCCCGCAACUGGCACAACGCCCAACACGAGCUUCAUCGACCCAAGUCUCCUAUCAACCGAUCACCGGAUUAACACAAACAAUACCUUCCGCGUCGAGAAAGCCGGUCCGCAUAUCUACGCUAUCGGAGACGUGGCUGGGAAUGUGCAAUACCCUACGGUGCAUAUUAUAUUGAAUUCGAUUCCGGUUCUCUGUGCUAAUAUGAAGAUGGAUUUGCGUCUCGCGGCGGGGGUCGAGCCGAGUAAGGUGGGACAGGAUAGGGUGUUCGAGGAGGAUACCCGAAUUAAUCAGAUGGUGCCGAUUGGACGGAGUAAGGGAGUUGGAGAGGCCAUGGGGUUUCAGUUGCCCAGUUGGUUGGUGUGGUUGGUGAAGGGGAGGGAUUAUUGGUUGUGGACUACGGGGAUGUUGUGGAGUGGGAGGCAGUGGGGGAGGGAGAAGUGAU
Molecule: messenger RNA, 1294 nt
Organism: Aspergillus sclerotioniger CBS 115572
Lineage: Eukaryota; Fungi; Ascomycota; Eurotiomycetes; Eurotiales; Aspergillaceae
Product: NAD(P)/FAD-dependent oxidoreductase
Exons: 1
Coding region: 55-1293 (412 amino acids)
Cellular component (GO): cytoplasm
Molecular function (GO): flavin adenine dinucleotide binding; electron-transferring-flavoprotein dehydrogenase activity
Source: RefSeq, a predicted model, not a curated record